Manis pentadactyla (Chinese pangolin) is the source of this 1782-nucleotide messenger RNA. RefSeq names its product zinc finger and SCAN domain containing 23 (gene ZSCAN23). The record is from RefSeq and is a predicted model, not a curated record. Gene Ontology annotation, biological process: regulation of transcription by RNA polymerase II. NCBI's taxonomy places the organism in Eukaryota, Metazoa, Chordata, Mammalia, Pholidota, Manidae. Gene Ontology annotation, molecular function: DNA-binding transcription factor activity, RNA polymerase II-specific; RNA polymerase II cis-regulatory region sequence-specific DNA binding. The transcript has 4 exons. The coding region runs from base 166 to 1335 and encodes 389 amino acids.
UUUGUAGUUUUCCGUUGUCUGGUUUGCGGUUGUCAAGGACUCGUAGGUGGUGCGGUUUGGGCUGGGUGGCCUCUCCUCACACGGAUGCCCGAUUUUGGAUUUCUAGAAGAAAAAAACAAGGGGGAAUUACUAAGAAUAGAUUAUUUCUGAAUAGUUGAACAUAAAAUGGCUGCAGCCUUGGCCCUUCAGACUCCAGAGAUGCAGGAGGGACUUCUGGCAGAGAAGGUAAAAGAGGAAGAAGAGGACCAUGUCUGUGGGCAAGAAUCUGGCCUAUUGAAGGAAACCCUUCAUAACAGAGAGAUCUUUCGUAGACGCUUCAGGCAAUUCUGCUAUCAGGAGACACCUGGGCCCCGGGAGGCUCUUGGAAGACUCCAGGAGCUCUGCCAUCAGUGGCUGAGACCAGAGAUACACACCAAGGAGCAGAUCCUGGAGCUGCUAGUGCUGGAGCAGUUCCUGACCAUCCUGCCUGAGGAGCUCCAGGCCUGGGUGAGAGACCACCGCCCAGUGAGUGGUGAAGAGGUGGUGACAGUGCUGGAGGAUUUGGAGAGAGAGCUGGAUGAACCAGAACAGCAGGUCCUAACCUGUGCUCACAAACAGAAAGAGUUCGUGAAGGAGAAAUCUAAUCUAGGAGCAGCUCAGGAGUUGCCAUGUGGCCAGCUCCAAACUCUGGAAGAGCAGCAUCAAUGUAACUUGCAAGAGGUGUGCCCACUUGAGGAAAUUGAUGAUGAGGCCAGGACUUGGAAUGUGGAAUUAGCCCAAAAGAGGGAGCCUUAUAAAGAACUAAAAUCUCUUGUGGUGGUACCUGAAAAACUGAAUGGUGAUGUUAUUCAGAUACCUGAAUGUGGAGACACCUGUGAUCACAAAGGCCGAUUGGAAAGGCAAUGGGGAAGCUCUUCAGUGGAGAGACCCUAUAUCUGUGGUGAAUGUGGAAAAAGCUUCACCCAGAAUUCUAUCCUUAUUGAGCACCAGAGAACACACACAGGUGAGAAGCCCUAUGAGUGUGAUGAGUGUGGGCGGGCCUUCAGCCAGCGGUCAGGCCUGUUCCAGCACCAGAGACUCCACACUGGGGAGAAGCGCUACCAGUGCAGCAUUUGUGGCAAAGCCUUCAGCCAGAAUGCUGGGCUAUUCCAUCACCUCAGAAUCCACACUGGGGAAAAACCUUACCAGUGCAAUCAAUGCAGUAAGAGCUUUAGUCGACGUUCCGUCCUCAUUAAGCAUCAGAGAAUUCACACUGGAGAAAGACCUUAUAAGUGUGAAGAAUGUGGCAAGAGCUUCAUUUACCAUUGCAACCUCAUCCAGCAUCAGAAAGUCCACCCUGUGACUGAAUCCAGCUAGCUUCCUGGAACAGGGCAACAUUUCCAGAUAUCAGACUACCAGGCAAGGUAGCAAGGUUGGUUCUUACUUUGUCCCUAAGAGAACAAUAAUAGUUUAAACAUUUAGCAGAUGAAGCUUCAAAGAAAACCAGUGAAAAUCUCCUUAUUUUUAUGCUGAGAGAAAUACAAUAAUAUUUUAAAUAUAUCUGUCAAGUUCUCUGUGACAUCCAUGUAUUUAGCAAUACUUAAUAUUGUUAUUUUGACUUCCUCACAUAGUCUCACACACACCUGUGCAAAAAGCUGUCUAGGUGUACUUCUGGAAAACUUCAUCAUCCUAGUUUUAAAAAUCUUUUUUAGAAACUUUCAAAAAUCAUAUGUAGACUGAGUACAAAAUAAUGUCAAAGGUAGUUCAAUGAAUAUUUAAAAAUUAAUUUUAAAAUAAUUGCAAUAAAAUCUGUUCUGUAAACUA